GUCUUUUGGCAUUUUGGUGGAUUUUCUUGGGAUCUUCAGUUUUCCGGUAUUUUUGGUGAAUUUUUUUUGUAUCUUUGGUCUUUAGCAUUUUCUUGGGGUCUUCAGCAUUUUGGAACUCUGGUCUUCGGCACUUUUGAAAAAUCUUGGUUUCUUAGAGUUUUCGGUGUUUUGGUAAAUUUUCUUGGAGUUUUCAGCAUUUUGAUUUUUUGGCAUUUUGGUGAAUUUUUUUGGGAUCUUUGGUCUUUGGCAGUUUUGGAGAAUUUUUUUGAUAUCUUUGGCGUUUUGGUAAAUUUUCUUGAAGUCUUCAGCAUUUUGGUCUUUUGGCAUUUUGGUGAAUUUUCUUGGGAUUCUUUGGCAGUUUUGGAAAAUUUUCUUGGUAUCUUUGGCGUUUUGUCUUUGGCAGUUUUGGAGAAUUUUCUUGGUAUCUUCGGCAUUUUGGUGUAUUUUCUUGGAGUCUUCAACAUUUUUGUCUUUUGGAAUUUGGUGAAUUUUUGGUCUUUGGCGAUUUUGAGAAAUUUUUUUGGUGUCUUUAGUAUUUUGGUGAAUUUUCUUGGAGUUUUUAGCAUUUUG
Messenger RNA from Dentiscutata erythropus, 570 nucleotides. The record is from the annotation of a GenBank genome assembly. Lineage: Eukaryota; Fungi; Glomeromycota; Glomeromycetes; Diversisporales; Gigasporaceae.